Molecule: messenger RNA, 1584 nt
Organism: Alternaria ethzedia
Lineage: Eukaryota; Fungi; Ascomycota; Dothideomycetes; Pleosporales; Pleosporaceae
Exons: 5
Coding region: 1-1584 (527 amino acids)
Molecular function (GO): heme binding; oxidoreductase activity, acting on paired donors, with incorporation or reduction of molecular oxygen; monooxygenase activity
Source: RefSeq, a predicted model, not a curated record
AUGCCAGCGCAACCACCUAAGAAUAAGGCUGACCAGAUCUCAAAGAUGCAGUUUCGAUAUGGGCUAUCAAAUAUCCCUCUUAGCAAACAGUCAAUAUACGCCAUCGCCCUAGCCCUCGCCGCCCUCUGGGUAGUGCAGAGCUUCAUCCGAGCAUGGUGGCGCCUCCGUCACAUUCCCAGCGCGCACUUUACCGCGCCAUUCUCCUACUUCUGGAUAGGACGUACCACAUACAGCGGCCGCCAAUACUGGGUACUCCGCGACCUACACACCAAACACGGUCCUCUCGUGCGCGUCGGGCCCAACGAAGUCGUCACCGAUGACCCCAACAUCCUGCGCACCAUCUCUGCGGCGCGCAACCAUUACCCUCGCAGCGAUUGGUACGAAGCUGGCCGGUUCAACCCGUAUCAUGGCAAUCUGUUCACCACUACCGACCCCGCCGAGCACAAAAAGGCGAAAACAAGGUCCAUGGCCGCAUACAACGGGCGCGAAACUCAAGGUCUCGAGGCUUUGAUCGACGACCAGGUCAAGACGCUUAUCAGGGUUGUCCGAAACCGCUAUGUGGUGUCUUCGCCAGGAAAGGGCCAGCCUCUACUGGAUCUAGCGGCCAUCACGAAAUACUUCACCAUGGACGUAAUCACACGGAUGGGUUUCGGCAAAGCGGUUGGCUACCUCGAGGACGAAAAAGACCACUACGAAUUCUUGGGCACAGUAGACGCGCUUUGGCCGAGGAUGUCGACGGUGGCUGACAUACGUUGGAUCCGCAAGAUUGCGUUCUCGCCUUUCGUGCUCAGAUUGGUUGGACCAAAGAGCAGUGAUCAAAAGGGGUUUGGGGCGCUCAUGGGUUUCGCAGCUGAUCAGGUCAGCCGUCGCUUUGCUGCACCCGAUGGUGGUAAGGAUCAUAAGGAUUUCCUGGCGAGUUUGAUGGCUCGCGGCUUCACAGAAGAAGAGUGCCAAUCUGAGGGUCUUUUCCUCCUGCUCGCUGGAAGUGAGAGCACCGCCAAUGCCAUGCGCUCCAUCCUCAUACACACCAUAAGCUCGCCUGCCGUGUAUAACCGACUCGCUGCUGAGAUCCAGGACGCGGUACGGACGGAGAAGGUGUCCUACCCCAUUACUUUGGAGCAGGGAAAGAAUUUGCCGUAUCUGCAGGCGGUCAUCUACGAAGGCCUACGCAUGCGCCCGGCCAUCCUCGGCCUCUUCCCAAAACAAGUACCCGCAGGCGAAUAUCCAAUCUUCCACGGAAAGAUGCUUCCCCCAGGGACCGAUGUAUGCAUGAACAUGUCAGCCCUGCUGCAGUCAACAGAUCUGUUCGGCGCCGACGCGGCCGUGUUCCGACCAGAACGCUUCAUGGAGGUAGGCGACGAGAGACGCAGACAAAUAAUGCAGGACGUGGAGAUGUCGUUUGGCUACGGAGGCUGGGUAUGCGCAGGCAAGAACAUCGCUAUGAUGGACAUGGUGAAGGUGGUCUUUGAGAUGCUUCGCGUGUUCGACUUGCAGCUUGUGCGUCCUUUUGAGCCGUGCGAUACGAUCAGCUAUGGCGUGUUCCUUGACAAGGGGUUGAUGGUGAAGGUGUCGGAGAAGAAGUGA